CGCCUAACAGGUUGGAGAUGAGGCGCAGUUGACUGGAUUCAUUCUUCCAGCUGAAUGCGCUCCUGACGCAGGGAGAACGCGUUUGGCACGACACUGGCAGUCGGACUUUUAUUGUGAAAAGCCGCCGUGGAAGCCGCCUCUGUUGUCUGGCCCGAAUCCGCUGGAAGUUCGGACAACAUGGCGGGUCGGGACCGGAUCGUUUACCUGUUCAGACAGCUGGAGCGCGCAGCGUGCAGAUGCCCCGCCCACUCCAGCGCCUUGCAUCAAGGGACCGGAGCGGCCAGCGGCACCGGCAGGAAGACGGACUAUGCCUUCGAGAUGGCCAGCUCCAACAUCCGAUACGGCGCCGGAGUCAGCAGAGAAAUCGGCAUGGAUCUGCAGAACCUCGGGGCCAGGAACGUCUGCCUGAUGACGGACCAGAACCUCUGCCGCCUCCCUCCCAUGACGGCCGUCCUGGAGUCUCUGGGGAAGAACGGCGUCGCCUUCAAGGUCUUCGACAACGUGCGGGUGGAGCCGACGGACUCCAGCUUUAAGGAAGCCAUCUCAUUUGCUAAGAAGGACUCGUUCGACGUGUUCGUGGCGGUGGGCGGCGGCUCGGUCAUCGACACCUGUAAGGCCGCCAACCUGUACUCCUGCCACCCUGAGGCCGACUUCCUGGACUUCGUCAACGCUCCGAUUGGCAAAGGCCGCCCGGUGACCAACGCGCUGAAGCCGCUCAUCGCAGUUCCAACCACCGCGGGCACCGGCAGCGAGACCACCGGCGUCGCCAUCUUUGACUACGAGCCUCUGAAGGCGAAGACAGGCAUCGCCAGCAGAGCCAUCAGACCCACGCUCGGCAUCGUGGACCCCCUGCACACCCUCAGCAUGCCUGAACGGGUCGCCGCCAACAGUGGAUUCGAUGUCCUGUGCCACGCCCUGGAGUCCUACACCGCCCUGCCCUACAGCCAGAGGGCGCCCUGUCCCACCAACCCCAUCUACCGCCCCGCCUACCAGGGCAGCAACCCCAUCAGCGACGUCUGGUCGCGCCACGCCCUCAACGUAGUGGCCAAGUACAUGAAGCGGGCCGUGCGGGACCCGGAGGACCUGGAGGCCCGGUCCAGCAUGCACCUGGCCAGUGUGUUCGCUGGGAUCGGCUUUGGCAACGCUGGAGUGCACCUGUGCCAUGGGAUGUCCUAUCCAAUCGCAGGAAACGUGAAAACGCACGCAGCGAGGGGCUACUGCGUGGAGCACCCCCUGGUGCCUCACGGCCUCUCCGUCGUCCUCACGUCUCCGGCGGUCUUCAGCUUCACUGCACCAAUGUGCCCGGAGCGCCACCUGGAGGCUGCGGAGAUUCUGGGUGCAGACGUGCGGCAGGUGAAGCGGGAGGAUGCCGGAGCGGUUCUGGCUGACACGCUGCGUCAGUUCCUGUUCGACCUGCAGGUGGAGGACGGACUCGCCGCCGUCGGCUACAGCAGAGACGACAUCCCGGCUCUGGUGGAGGGAACGCUCCCUCAGGAGCGCGUCACCAAGCUGUCGCCGCGGGCGCACAGCGAGGAGGACCUGAGCCGGCUCUUUGAGUCCUCCAUGAAGCUGUACUGACCUCAGAACGGCUCCAGCCAGCGCCGCCUUCAGUCGUCAGGGUUUGAUCGAUCCGGAUCAGAACCAGCCGCUGACCAGCCGGCCCGAAUGGCGCCUUCACGGACCACCGGAGGUCCAGAGGGUUCUGAAGGAGGAUGAAUGAUUGUUGAUAAUCUGCUUAAACCUGUUUAAUAACCGCUUUGAUCAGAAUAAAAGAGUCUGAGCGUU
Messenger RNA from Fundulus heteroclitus (mummichog), 1785 nucleotides. It is a transcript of the gene adhfe1, whose product is annotated as alcohol dehydrogenase iron containing 1. Bases 178 to 1578 code for a protein of 466 amino acids. Gene Ontology annotation, molecular function: alcohol dehydrogenase (NAD+) activity; metal ion binding. The transcript has 14 exons. The record is from RefSeq and is a predicted model, not a curated record. Lineage: Eukaryota; Metazoa; Chordata; Actinopteri; Cyprinodontiformes; Fundulidae. Gene Ontology annotation, cellular component: mitochondrion.